Paramecium octaurelia is the source of this 2116-nucleotide messenger RNA. The record is from the annotation of a GenBank genome assembly. NCBI's taxonomy places the organism in Eukaryota, Ciliophora, Oligohymenophorea, Peniculida, Parameciidae.
AUGUCUAGAGAAGUAUAUAUGUUUUAUAAAGCUAAAGUAACUUUUGAAAAGGUUCGAUUUCGUAUCAAAGUCCUUAGAAUAAUUUGAUUUAUAUGAAUAAAACGAAUUUGCCAUUCCCAACUCUCAACAGUAAGUUUCAAUUCAAAUACAUAGAUAUUCUGAGGAAUGCUACGAAGCAUUUUAGAAGAUCUAUUAGAAAAACGAAGUGAAUGAACUUCAGGUCAUCCCAGAAGACGAGAAGGAGUUUUACAUCCUAAAUCGAGACACAGGAAUGAUGAUUGAUUGCAGGAAGUUAGACCAAUACACGAUUCCAAAAACAGAUAGGAAGGAAGUGGCUUGGAAGAAUUACUGGAAGCUUAGCAGAGAAAUUAGUGAAUCUUUAUUAUCAUUAGUCUAAUUGAAUGAGAUUACUAAAAUAUAUGAACUACUAGCUCAUCCUUAAUUCUAUAUUGACAUCAAUGUUAGGUAUUGGUUGUGUUAAUUUGAUAGAGAUUUAGAUGAUUGGACUCCCCUUCAUUUUGCAUGCCAAUAAAAUAACACUGAGAUUGUUCAUCUCUUAUUAUUGCAAUAAGCAAAUCCGAAGCUAUUCUCUUUAGAUAGGAAAACGCCUUUGCAUAUUGCAGCUAUGAAGAACAACUCGAGAAUCUGCGAAAUGUUAAUUAACUACGGGGCUGAUAUUGAGGCUUAGGAUUCAGAUUAAAAUACCCCAUUGCACAUUGCUUCAUUGCAUGGAAACGAUGAGGUUUGUGCAAUAUUAAUAGAGAAGAAAGCAGAUCACAAUUUGAAGAAUUACUAACAUUUGACUCCUGUAGAAAUGGCAUCGGAUAUCAAAAUCAUUGAAGUUUUUAAUAAAUAUGGAAUCUCGCUUAAUAAUUUUACUUAUACUCGGACAGUUGUUAAGGAAUAAAACUUAGUUUUGCCUAACAGUAGAAGAGAUCAUGUCUAAAAAAUAUUAAAGUUGACAUAAUAAUAGGCUAAAGGGAGUGGCAUUGAACAGGACAUAAAAAAGGAGUUAAUCAAUAAUGAAUAAUAAUAAAGGCAAUCACUCACCAAUCUUGACUUAAAUUAAAAUAGAUCUACUUGGGGUAAGAUAAUGGAUUUUGCCAUAUCAUUUUCUCGAAUCUCAAUUAAAGGCAAUACUCAAACUACAAAUUCAGAAUCUCAAAACAAUAAGAUUGGUCCAGAAUCUUUUCAAUUUUAUUAGAAAUUGGGAGAAGGAGGGUUUGGUUAAGUUUAUCUCGUUGACAAAAUAGGUUAAGAACCUAAAAAGUAUUAUGCAAUGAAGAUCUUGAAGAAGGAAGAUAUAGACACUUCAAAUAUUAUUAAGUCAGCUUAAAUUGAAAAGGAUGUCCUAAAGAUUAUGAAUCACCCAUUUAUAGUGAAAUUAAAUUAUGCAUUCUAAACUUUAGAUCAUUUGUAUCUUGUUAUGGAUUUAUGUCCUGGAGGAGAUUUGGCAACUCAUUUAGAAUUAGUUAACCAUUUUCCAGAACACAUAGUCAAAAUAUAUGCAGCAGAGAUUACGUUAGCCUUGGAAGCAUUACAUUAAUAGGGAAUAAUUUUCAGAGAUCUCAAACCUGAAAAUGUUGUAUUAGACAAAGAUGGACAUGCUCAAUUAACUGAUUUUGGAUUGUCAAAACAAGGUAUUGAUGAAGAGAUGCUAAAUUAAUCAUUCUGUGGAACUUUGGCCUAUUUGGCGCCUGAAAUGUUAAUGAAGAAGGGACAUGGGCGUUAAGUGGAUUGGUAUAUGUUGGGAAUAUUCAUUUAUGAAUUAUUGGUAGGUGCUCCUCCUUAUUAUGAUGCAGAGAAGGAGAUUCUAAAAGAGAACAUUAAGAGGGCUCCUCUCAAAAUACCAAGACAUCUUAGUCAAGAGGCUAAGGAUAUAAUUAUUUAAUUAUUGAUAAGAGAUCCUAAAAGAAGAUUAGGAUGCAAAGAGGAUGCUAAGGAAAUUAAAAACCAUCCCUGGUUUAGUGAUAUCAAUUGGCAAGAUUGUUAUAAUAAAAAAUUAUAACCACCUAAACCUCUUAUAUGUCAUGAACCAAAGGCAGCUAGAAAAGUUACUUUUAGCAAAGAGAGUAAGAGGAAUAAAUUAAAUGACUGGACUUUUUUUGAAAAUUGA